AUGUUAGAGGGAGGAGAGGAUUUAGUCACACUCAAUGGUACUCUACAGGGACACAAUAAGAUGUUAGAGGGAGGAGAAGAUUUAGUCACACUCCAUGGUACUCUUCAGGGGCACAAUAAGAUAUUAGAGGGAGGAGAAGAUUUAGUCACGGUCAAUGGUACUCUACAGGGACACAAUAAGAUGUUAGAGGGAGGAGAAGAUUUAGUCACACUCAAUGGAACUCUACCGGGACACAAUAAGAUGUUAGAGGGAGGAGAUUUAGUCGCACUCAAUGGUACUCGACCGGGACACAAUAAGAUGUUAGAGGGAGGAGAAGGUUUAGUCACAAUCAAUGGUACUCUACAGGGACACAAUAAGAUGUUAGAGGGAGGAGAGGAUUUAGUCACACUCAAUGGUACUCUACAGGGACACAAUAAGAUGUUAGAGGGAGGAGAGGAUUUAGUCACACUCAAUGGUACCCUACAGGGACACAAUAAGAUGUUAGAGGGAGGAGAAGAUUUAGUCACACUCAAGGGUACUCUACAGGGACACAAUAAGAUGUUAGAGGGAGGAGAAGAUUUAGUCACACUCAAGGGUACUCUACAGGGACACAAUAAGAUGUUAGAGGGAGGAGAAGAUGUAGUAACACUCAAUGGUACUCUACAGGGACACAAUAAGAUGUUAGAGGGAGGAGAAGAUUUAGUCACACUCAAGGGUACUCUACAGGGACACAAUAAGAUGUUAGAGGGAGGAGAGGAUUUAGUCACACUCAAGGGUACUCUACAGGGACACAAUAAGAUGUUAGAGGGAGGAGAAGAUUUAGUCACACUCAAGGGUACUCUACAGGGACACAAUAAGAUGUUAGAGGGAGGAGAAGAUUUAGUCACACUCAAGGGUACUCUACAGGGACACAAUAAGAUGUUAGAGGGAGGAGAAGAUGUAGUAACACUCAAUGGUACUCUACAGGGACACAAUAAGAUGUUAGAGGGAGGAGAAGAUUUAGUCACACUCAAGGGUACUCUACAGGGACACAAUAAGAUGUUAGAGGGAGGAGAGGAUUUAGUCACACUCAAGGGUACUCUACAGGGACACAAUAAGAUGUUAGAGGGAGGAGAAGAUUUAGUCACACUCAAGGGUACUCUACAGGGACACAAUAAGAUGUUAGAGGGAGGAGAAGAUUUAGUCACACUCAAGGGUACUCUACAGGGACACAAUAAGAUGUUAGAGGGAGGAGAAGAUGUAGUAACACUCAAUGGUACUCUACAGGGACACAAUAAGAUGUUAGAGGGAGGAGAAGAUUUAGUCACACUCAAGGGUACUCUACAGGGACACAAUAAGAUGUUAGAGGGAGGAGAGGAUUUAGUCACACUCAAGGGUACUCUACAGGGACACAAUAAGAUGUUAGAGGGAGGAGAAGAUGUAGUCACACUCAAGGGUACUCUACAGGGACACAAUAAGAUGUUAGAGGGAGGAGAAGAUGUAGUAACACUCAAUGGUACUCUACAGAGACACAAUAAGAUGUUAGAGGGAGGAGAGGAUUUAAUCACAAUCAAUGGUACUCUACAGGGACACACUAAGAUGUUAGAGGGAGGAGAGGAUUUAGUCACACUCAAGGGUACUCUACAGGGACACAAUAAGAUGUUAGAGGGAGGAGAAGAUUUAGUCACACUCAAGGGUACUCUACAGGGACACAAUAAGAUGUUAGAGGGAGGAGAAGAUUUAGUCACACUCAAUGGUACUCUACAGGGACACAAUAAGAUGUUAGAGGGAGGAGAGGAUUUAGUCACACUCAAUGGUACUCUACAGGGACACAAUAAGAUGUUAGAGGGAGGAGAGGAUUUAGUCACACUCAAUGGUACUCUACAGGGACACAAUAAGAUGUUAGAGGGAGGAGAAGAUUUAGUCACACUCAAUGGUACUCUACAGGGACACAAUAAGAUGUUAGAGGGAGGAGAGGAUUUAGUCACACUCCAUGGUACUCUUCAGGGGCACAAUAAGAUAUUAGAGGGAGGAGAGGAUUUAGUCACACUCAAUGGUACUCUACAGGGACACAAUAAGAUGUUAGAGGGAGGAGAAGAUUUAGUCACACUCAAUGGUACCCUACAGGGACACAAUAAGAUGUUAGAGGGAGGAGAAGAUUUAGUCACACUCAAUGGUACUAUACAGAGACACACACAGGCUGGUGAGAUACAUCAUACAUGUGAUGUUUGUGGUAGAGAAUUUAGUCAAAGUUGUCACUUAAAGGGACACUUGAGAACCCAUACUGGUGAAAAACCUUAUAAAUGUGAUGUUUGUUUCAGAGAAUUUAGUCAUAGUUGUAACGUAACGAAACAUAUGAGAACACAUACUGGUGAAAGACCUUAUAAAUGUGAUGUCUGUGCUAAAGAAUUUAGUCAAAGUGGUCACUUAACGAGACACUUGAGAACACAUACUGGUGAAAAACCUAAUAAAUCAUAUAAAUGUGAUGUGUGUGCUAAAGUAUUUAGUCAAAGUGGUGACUUAAAGAGACAUGCAAGAACACAUACUGGUGAGAAACCUCAUAAAUGUGAUGUAUGUUUUAGAGAAUUUAGUCAAAGUAGUAACUUAAAGACACAUAUGAGAACACAUACUGGUGAGACACCUUAUAAAUGUGAUGUUUGUGCUAGUGAAUUUUCUGAUGGUUCUCUCCUAAAGGCACACAUAAGUAAACAUACAGGAAAUAACACUCAUAGCUGUGAUUUAUGUGGUAAACAGUUUAGUUAUCUUAGUCAUUUGCAGAGUCACAUGAGAACACAUACUGGUUAUAAACCUCAUGAGUGUGAUAUAUGUGGUAAAGCGUUCAGUCAGCAUUCUAAUUUAAAGGGUCACAUGAGAACACAUACAAGUUAUAAACCUUAUAACUGUGCUAUAUGUGGUAAAGAAUUUCAUGCGAAAUGUAAUUUACAGAUUCACAUGAGAAUACAUACAGGUGAUAAACCUUAUAGCUGUGAUAUAUGUGGUAAAGGAUUUAGUGAGAAAGGUAAUAUACAGACACACAUGAGAACACAUACAGGUGAAAAACCUUAUGAAUGUUGUGAAUGUGGAAAGAGGUUAAGUACGUUUGCUUGUUUACAGAGACACAUGAAAAUACAUUCAGACAAUAAUCAUCAUUACUGAUUUAUGUACGGUAG
This is a messenger RNA of Mytilus trossulus (common blue mussel), 3128 nucleotides long. RefSeq names its product Kruppel-like factor 18. The transcript has a single exon. Gene Ontology annotation, biological process: regulation of DNA-templated transcription. Bases 1 to 3114 code for a protein of 1037 amino acids. Gene Ontology annotation, molecular function: DNA-binding transcription factor activity, RNA polymerase II-specific; RNA polymerase II cis-regulatory region sequence-specific DNA binding. NCBI's taxonomy places the organism in Eukaryota, Metazoa, Mollusca, Bivalvia, Mytilida, Mytilidae. The record is from RefSeq and is a predicted model, not a curated record.